This is a messenger RNA of Hydractinia symbiolongicarpus, 971 nucleotides long. RefSeq lists its product as uncharacterized. The record is from RefSeq and is a predicted model, not a curated record. The coding region runs from base 75 to 884 and encodes 269 amino acids. The transcript is spliced from 5 exons. Lineage: Eukaryota; Metazoa; Cnidaria; Hydrozoa; Anthoathecata; Hydractiniidae.
AUCAUACCAAGGAAUAGCUAAAAAGGUCCUUUAAGUGUUAUAAAUCAACUUAAUGACUUGACGGUACGUGUGAAAUGAAGGGAAAACAUUUUGCGAUCACUGUUAUACUGCUUCCGUUGUUAAUGGUGAAGAAGUGCCAAGCAUAUAUGCAUCCAAACAUACUUUGGGAUCCAAGGAAUCCAAUAUUUAACAAUACUAAAUGUGGAUAUACAUCAAGAAAGUUCAGUGCUUAUAUUGACGACACAGUCACAGUUGUGUGUGGAAGUCCAAGAAUUUUGAAUACAUUCACUGAUAAAAUAAUAAAUCCGGAAAAAUUUUAUUACAACAUGUUUGUUACGUCGGAUAUUCAAACAUAUGUUAAAAGAGAUGGACGAAAAUCCAAAAAAAUUUACACAUGUCAAGUGAAACAAGUUGUGGAAAAUAACGAAGCCCAUUUGAUGUUGGUUUCAUUUUCGCUUAUGUCAAAAUUUAGAGGAGAUAUCAAUGAGUGGGAAAAUAAGUAUGGAAAGACUUUUUAUUUUUUCACGACUUCAGAUGGAACGAUAGAGAGUGUGAACUCCACAGAAGGAGUGAACGUCACUAAGGAUAUGCGGUUUCAAUUGUUUAUAUGCAACAGCACUGCAAAGUUAUGUCCUGGAAGAGAACGCUUAAAUGUGUGUCCCAGCCAACUAACCACGAUGUCGCCUUUAACUGUGCAACCGAAAUAUCUUCCAAAGUGUACGAAAAUAACUCUCUACAUCCUCGUUAUAUGUCUUGUUUUGGUUCUUGGUUUUUUCCUUGGUAUCGUUGCAGCCUUUUUGUAUUUUUGUCACAAAAAAAAUGCCAUUAAAAGAUUGCAAGCAACACAAGUAACUGUGCACAUAACCGACCAGAAUUCAACAUGAUAUGCUUACCAACUCGAGAUGCUAAAUAUUGUUUUUGUAGAAAAGAAAAUGUUUUUUGAUAAUUGAUUUGCUUGAAAAAUUCUAUAA